This is a messenger RNA of Leptosia nina, 219 nucleotides long. The record is from the annotation of a GenBank genome assembly. Lineage: Eukaryota; Metazoa; Arthropoda; Insecta; Lepidoptera; Pieridae.
AUGAUGUUCCACCUAGACUGCAAAUGGAUAACUUGUAUCCUGCGAGCUCGUCUCACAAAAUUCUCACUCGAACCAUCUUUGGAUAGAAAAACAAAUAUAACACUCCGGAGCGAGAAUAGAGCGAGGCGCCGUCUUGGCGCCUUCAUCCACACGCCUGCUGACGUCACAAUAAUCUGUGAUGCUGGCACGCACAGGACCCUACAGAAGACUACGUCCUAG